UGUUAUCCCCACAUUCUCGCUCUAUCCACUUCUCAGCCGCAGGCCACCGGGCCCCUUCGCCACACCAAGCAAGCACCCAUGGCGCAAGCCAUGGCGUUGCUGCGGUAUUCCUUCUUUCUCUCGCCGUCGGCCUCACACACUCUCUAUCUCGCACGGCGGCAGUACCCUCUUUCGUCUUCUCUCCUUCUCAAGAGAAAAACCAAACCCCAAAUCUCAGCUUCCUCUCCUUCUUCCAUGUCCAACGUCGCCUCCACCGAUGCGGCGGCUUUAACGGUUUUCCACCUCCACAAUACGUUGACGAAGCGGAAGGAACCUUUCCGGCCAACACUGGAAGGCAAGGUGGGCAUGUACGUUUGCGGGAUCACUGCCUACGAUCUGAGCCACAUCGGCCACGCGCGCGUCUCUGUCGUCUUCGAUGUGCUGUAUCGUUAUUUGAAGCAUUUAAAAUAUGAAGUCAUUUAUGUGAGGAACUUCACUGAUGUUGAUGACAAAAUCAUUGCUAGAGCAAAUGAGUUAGGGGAGGAUCCCUUGACUUUGAGCAACCGCUACUGCACUGAAUUUCAGUCUGAUAUGGCUCAUCUUCAUUGCUUAACGCCUACUUUCGAACCACGUGUCUCAACUCAUAUGAGCCAAAUUAUACAUAUGAUUAAGCAGAUUCUUGUUAAUGGUUUUGCCUACAGUAUUGAUGGCGACGUCUAUUUCUCUGUUGACAAAUAUCCUUCAUAUGGCCAAUUGUCUGGUAGGAGAUUGGAGGAUAAUCAACCUGGACAGAGGGUUGCUGUAGAUUCAAGAAAGCAAAAUCCUGCUGAUUUUGCUUUGUGGAAAGCUUCAAAGGAUGGGGAACCAUUUUGGGAGAGUCCUUGGGGACCAGGAAGGCCAGGAUGGCAUAUUGAAUGCAGUGCAAUGAGUGCAACUUAUCUUGGUCAUUCGUUUGAUAUACAUGGUGGUGGGAUGGACCUUGUUUUCCCUCACCACGAGAAUGAAAUUGCUCAGAGUUGCGCUGCAUGUAAAGAAAGCAAUGUAAACUAUUGGGUCCAUAAUGGCUUUGUUGAUGUUGGAUCUGAAAAAAUGUCGAAAUCACUUGGUAAUUUUGUCACAAUACGCCAGGUCAUAGAAGUGUACCAUCCAUUGGCUUUAAGGCUCUUCUUAAUUGGCACUCACUACAGGUCGACAAUCAGUUAUUCUAUUGCACAGCUAGAGAUAGCAUCGGAUCGAUUGUACUAUAUCUAUCAGACUAUAUGUGAUUGUGACAACUCAUUGAACCAAUUUAAUGGGGAAAACCUGAAGGACUAUGUACCAAAAUAUAUUGUAGAUUGCAUAAACAAAUUUCUAUUUGAUUUUGAAAAAUCUUUAGCAGAUGAUCUACAUACUCCAAUUGCGUUGGCUUCAUUUUCUGAACCACUGAAGAUCAUUAAUGAUCUCCUUCAUACUCGUAAGGGAAAGAAAGAGCAUAUGAGGAUGGAAUCUCUUAUGUUACUGGGAAAUGAAAUCAAGGAUGGUCUUCACAUUCUGGGAUUGAAGCCUUCUAGUUUCUCCGAGGCUCUAUUCCAGUUGAGAGAGAAAGCCUUGAAGAGAGCUGAGCUCACUGAAGAACAAGUGUUGCAGAAAAUAGAAGAGAGGAGCUCAGCGCGGAAGGCGAAACUGUAUGAAAAAUCUGAUGUGAUCAGGAAGGAGUUGGCUGCUGUUGGGAUCACGCUGAUGGACGGUGCUGAUGAAACCAGCUGGAGGCCUGCAGUUCCCCUUCAUGUACAGGAGCAAUUGCCAUCUGCUCUUUGAAUUUUUUCAAGCCUUUAUGUAUUUGAAGAACAAUUUGUCUUUGCUGUUAAAUAGUUAUGCUCAAAUUAAUUCCUGUAAGUUUACAUCCGAAUGAUUUUGGAGUUUUUAAGUCUUAAACUUGUCUUUGCAA
Messenger RNA from Dendrobium catenatum, 1906 nucleotides. RefSeq names its product cysteine--tRNA ligase CPS1 homolog, chloroplastic/mitochondrial. The record is from RefSeq and is a predicted model, not a curated record. Gene Ontology annotation, molecular function: cysteine-tRNA ligase activity; ATP binding. Gene Ontology annotation, biological process: cysteinyl-tRNA aminoacylation. The transcript is spliced from 9 exons. Gene Ontology annotation, cellular component: cytoplasm. Bases 79 to 1776 code for a protein of 565 amino acids. Lineage: Eukaryota; Viridiplantae; Streptophyta; Magnoliopsida; Asparagales; Orchidaceae.